AAUUGACGAGCGCCUGAUUCCACAGCGUUGUGACACGUACUAUGACCUCCGAGCGUGCAUCAGAAUAACACCGAGUUACCAUCAGAAUACUGACACUAGGGCAUGGAUCAAGAGGACAACUGGCGUUUGCUGACAGUCUGCCGCCGGCUUCCGGUUUGCGAUGAGUCUCCGUCAGACGAGACCGACCUUGAACCCAAGGUCAACAAAGACGCAAUAUUAAGCCCAACUCGGCAACAGCUGAACCACGGUAAGGGCAAUGACGUCAUUAAGCGAGAAGAUGCCUUGCGUUUGCUGCCAGGUUUUAAACAAUUCCCACUUCUCGAGUCUCUUGUACACCCGUUUCACCAAUACCACCAGCAGUUCAAGGACAAAUGUACACAAACCGGAAGUGACGAUAGUGUGUACAACGCAGCGCGGAACAUCCCUAAUGGCGGCUCCUCGGAGUUUGGGACCAAUCAGCUCUGCGCCGCAAUGUCGUCUGUGGUGACGUGGGAUGGUCGCACCGAGCGACAUGAUCGUGUCUGGCUGGAGACACAAGAAACAAUAUGGCGUCAGUCCCAAGGGACGCCACCAGGAGGACGCACGGGAAAAGCCGAAGCUCCACUUGGAAUCACAUCGGAGCCGAUAGAAACUGGUGCAUCAUCGAACAGGCUCAAAACAGGACAGAAAGAAACUUGUGCAACGUCGUUUUAUAAGCUCUAUUCAGAUGAAAAUCGUGCAAACUCAGACAUGUUCUAUUCAGAUGAUACUCCUUCAAAGUCACAAAAGUUCUGUUCAGAUGACACUCAUACAAAGCUAGAAAAGUUACAUUUAGAUGAUACUCCUUCAAAGUCAGAAAGGCUCUAUUCAGAUGAAACUUGUGCAAAGUCAGACGAGUUUUAUUCAGAUGAAAAUCUUGCAACGCCAUAUUGUAAAUUCCAUUCAGAUGAAAAUCGUGCAACGUCAGACAUUUUCUAUUCAGAUGAAACUCGUGCAAGCAAUGCUACAUCACUUAGUUUCCAUCACACAGAGGGGACGGAAAAAAUAUGUGAAACAUCAGAUAGGACCCUCGCUGAAGAUCUAAAUAUUAUGUUCAACACUGAAAACAUAGACACGAACGUCGAUCUCUCAGACUAUAAUAAUGUUAGUGAAAUGUGUGCGAGCAUCAAGACUGUGGGCAAACUCCGACCAUCUGUCGUGUGGAAGAGAGGCCCAUUGCCGAGCCUGGGGUCUGGGCCAAAGUCCGAGGGGGGAAAAGUAGGGGAUGGGUCAUGGCCGGACUACUGGACACAGGUCAAGCUACUGGUCAACGGCUUUGCCUCGGAGACCACUGCGCAUGGAUACAAGAGGACUAUUUGCGCAGAACGUAGCAGAACUCUGAGACUGGUGUGGCUUGCUGCUAUACUGGGUGUGGCCUCCCUGGUCAUCUUUGAACUGGUCCAGGUGAUGAGACAACGGCAGACCUACAGUUUUUCAAGCAGCAUUAGGUCCCAGCCAGAGGAACGCCUGCCUUUUCCCGCCGUGACUGUGUGUAAUCUGAACCCGUACAACCCAGCACAGAUAGCCGACAGUCUAGCUGCCAACCACUCCGCUGUGCUGAGGGGCUUUUUGCGGGAGGUGGUGAGUCUUGGCCGGAUCCAGUGGAGCAACCAAUCAGAGGCCGCUCUGCGUCCGUUCACGACACGUGACCUCAGUCAGCUGACCGGCUGGACAGUGGCCAGUUUCCUCAAGGUCUGUGACUGGCAGGGUCAGGCCCUGGACUGCUCCAACGUGUUCCAGAGGAAACAUAGGAGGUCAGCUAGGCCUGUUGACCGGCGCCAGCGUGUUGACUGUCCUCGAGUUCCUGGAACUGACCGCUCUCUUAGCCUGGCUGACCAUGAAAAGGGCGGCUGGCGGGGGGACUUUCAGACGGGCGAGACAGCGUCUUCUCACACUGUUCAGACGACGAAUCAGCCCAGGCAGGCGUUGGUGGGGUGGACAGCGGUCAACUGGUGUUAGCGGACACAGGUGUUGGGAACGUGGGGAUGAGGACUUGUUCUACAAUAUUGUGUGAGCUGAUCAACUUGUAUGUCUGUCUGUCCCUGUGGUUUUAUGCCCCCCGCAUAAUUUAGCAAAAUUUGAUCAUUUUUUU
This is a messenger RNA of Aplysia californica (California sea hare), 2110 nucleotides long. RefSeq lists its product as uncharacterized. Gene Ontology annotation, cellular component: membrane. Gene Ontology annotation, biological process: sodium ion transport. Gene Ontology annotation, molecular function: sodium channel activity. The record is from RefSeq and is a predicted model, not a curated record. Lineage: Eukaryota; Metazoa; Mollusca; Gastropoda; Aplysiida; Aplysiidae.